Messenger RNA from Jaminaea rosea, 213 nucleotides. Its product is annotated as secE/sec61-gamma protein. Lineage: Eukaryota; Fungi; Basidiomycota; Exobasidiomycetes; Microstromatales. The record is from RefSeq and is a predicted model, not a curated record. Gene Ontology annotation, biological process: protein targeting; post-translational protein targeting to membrane, translocation. Gene Ontology annotation, molecular function: transmembrane protein transporter activity. The transcript is spliced from 3 exons. Gene Ontology annotation, cellular component: membrane; Ssh1 translocon complex. Bases 1 to 213 code for a protein of 70 amino acids.
AUGGCAGACAAGAUCAGGGACAUUGCGGACAUCCCGCAGUCAUUCUUCAAGGAGGGCACGCAGUUCAUGAACAGGUGCACUAAGCCGUCCAAGAAGGAGUACAUCCAAAUCUGCAGAAUGGUAGGAAUGGGCUUCGUCGUCAUGGGUUUCAUCGGCUACUUUGUCAAGCUGAUCCAUAUUCCGAUCAACAACAUCCUGGUCGGUGGAGCAUGA